UCCGGUGCGCGCAGUGAGGCUCCGUGAAGCGGCCCUCGGUGCGUCCGGGCUGGUGCGGCUCCUGCCUCCCUCGCGACGCCGUUGCUGUCCUCGAAGCCUCCGGACGCCGCCGCCGCCUCGCCAAGCCGGACCCGACAAUGGCUGACCAACUGACCGAGGAGCAGAUCGCAGAGUUCAAGGAAGCCUUCUCCCUCUUCGACAAAGACGGCGAUGGCACCAUCACCACCAAGGAGCUGGGCACCGUGAUGCGCUCCCUGGGUCAGAACCCCACCGAGGCAGAGUUGCAAGACAUGAUCAACGAAGUGGAUGCGGAUGGCAACGGCACCAUCGACUUCCCCGAGUUCCUCACCAUGAUGGCCAGGAAAAUGAAGGACACCGACAGCGAAGAGGAGAUCCGGGAGGCUUUCCGGGUGUUCGACAAGGACGGGAACGGCUACAUCAGCGCCGCUGAGUUGCGCCACGUGAUGACGAACCUCGGCGAGAAGCUGACGGAUGAAGAAGUGGACGAAAUGAUCCGGGAAGCCGAUAUUGACGGAGACGGGCAGGUCAACUACGAAGCUCCUCAAGUACUGGAAGACAACUAUUAUCUCUUAAUGCUUCUUGUCGAUAGGCUAGACCCUUGA
Molecule: messenger RNA, 623 nt
Organism: Thamnophis sirtalis
Lineage: Eukaryota; Metazoa; Chordata; Lepidosauria; Squamata; Natricidae
Source: RefSeq, a predicted model, not a curated record